GCUUCUUCAUCCUCACUAACGAACUCCUCCAUCACAAAUACCCCUGGGAACGGGAACGCCCAGCCAGCAAACGGGGAGCUCUCAUUGCCUUCAGCUAAACCCGUGGAUGGACAGGGGGGUUACCAGAAGAGGUCGGACAGCUGCUUGGUGAUCGCAGCAGGAGGGUGAAGAUCAACAUGUCAAAGAUUACCACAGAGCUUCUAUUGGAAAGAGCGGUUCCCAAAUCGACGAGGCUCCGAAAGAUAGAGACACUGAACCUGUCCAAGCUGCAGCUGAAGACUGGAGACUUAGACCCACGUUUGUUUUCACGUCUGAGGCACCUACAGAAGCUGGAUCUCUCUGAUAAUUUACUGGACAAAUUUCCCAACAGCUUAACCCUGCCUGAUCUGCGGGUCCUGAACUGCAACAACAACCAGCUGGAAGAUGUCACUGCUCUCAAACAGUUCCCUCUGCUCGAGGAGCUGAAUUACGAGAACAACGGGUACCUCACACUCAAUGAUGAUUAUAAAGUGAUGUUUCUUUUGCAAAAUCUUCGGCUGCUCAACGGCAAGGACAUAACCAAACUGGCCAAUCACGUGAGGCAUGUCAAUAGCCGUAAGCUGACCAGCAAGGUUACUGCUCACUGGGAAGAGUUCUUCCGUGACCAACUUCCUGAGAAGUACACAGCUGAGCAAGUGAAGUCUAUCAAGAAAAAGUUCCUGAAGUCAGUACAGACCAAUGUAGUGUAUGGACCCAGCUCCCUUAGUGAAUUCACCCGCUGGCGGGUGAAAAUGAUUGCAGAAGAGUUUCUGACUGGCUCACUGGGUCUGGAGCUAAACACAGAUACUGAAACAGAGGAGAACGGGGAUGAGAAUGAGGAAGAAAGUGCAGAAAGCUCCAAGGAAGCUGCAGAGGAGGAGGCUAAGGUCACAGUAACUCCCAGAAAGAGGAAAAGAAAUCGUUCAAAAUCACGUUCUGGAAGGAAGAAGUCCAAGUCCCAGGCAAAAACCGAGAAGGAGACUGUCCCUAAUCCCAAAAAUUCCAGUCAAGAGAAGGAUGACCCAGCUCCUGAUAAAGCAAGAGCAUCAAAUGAGCCAGCCGAAGAGGCAACCGCUGAGCAGGGAAAUGAAGGGACUCAUAAGAACAGAGAGCAGUUUCCCAAAGGGCAAAGCAAUAGGAGAUCCAGCCAGCUGACAGGAGAACAGAAAAGCCAGGAACAGGACAACGGGGUUGUUAAUUUGACCCCAGUAAAGAACUCCAAGGGCAAGGAGGAUUUCAGUGCAGAGCCAUUGCAUUUUCUCCAGUGUCACAGUAAAGGAAACAGCCGCGAAGAUUUUAAAACGCAGCUCUGGUCCUGUGUCUUCGAGCCAUUGCUAGACGGUGCACCCAGGAAAGAUCCCACUGUGAGUUGUUCCAGAACUGUGGCGACAUGUGGAGGGGAGUCUGUCUGUCUGAUCGACUGUGAAACAGGGGUGGUGCUGAAGAAGUAUAAGGUGGCUACAGAGGAGUUCUUCAGUGUUGCAUGGACAACUCUCCCAAUGGUGAUCAGUGACAGUCGGAAGAAAUCUCAUAAUAUCUUGGCAGCUGCAGGAAGGAGAGGGAUUGUCAAACUGAUUCAUGUGGCAGCUGACUUCUGCUACGGAGAAAUAAAGGCUCAUAAAAAGCCCAUUGCAACUGUCUGCUUCAGCCCAACUCAAAAAACUCACCUCUUCACUGCAUCCUAUGACAAGCGAAUUGUGCUGUGGGAUAUUGGAAUUCCAGACUGUGACUACAAUUUCAAAGCAAGCCAGCUGCUGGUACUGGAGUGUUUGUCUGUACCCUUACGGAUUGCCCUCGUCCCCACAUGCCCAGAGCAAUACCUGCUGGCUGGCUGUGAAGAAGGCUGCUAUGCAUGGAAUAUAAAGCUGGAGAAGGAAGAGAAAAGCAGACCUUUUGAAGCCUCAUUCAAAUUUCCUGAUGAGGAGGGAGAAAUGUCAGCGUCUCACAGGGUCGAUGGUUUGGCUUUUCUGAAUGAUGAUGUCGUAGUUUCCAAGAGCUCCAAACCAGGAUGCAUUUACUUAUGGAGCUGGAGUUGUUCUUUUGACACGAAGAGGAAAGGAAGCCAGCGAACAGUGCCUGCAGUUAUUCUAGCUGAACUGGAGUGGUCCACAACAGACUUGUCUUAUCUCACACUCAGCACCUGCCCAGCAAAACUGCAUGUGUUCUGCGGUGAUGAGAAGGGAAGUGUGUGGAUUUACCACCUCUCCGACUACACCACAGCAUGGAGCUCUGCCAAGGGAAAACACUCAGACAAGAGAAUCCCGCCCACACAGAUUCUCAAAUGGCCGGAGCUUCAAGCAAAUGGGGAACACCUGAGCGAAGUCUACAUAAACAACGUGAUAACAGACCCUACUUUCACUUACCUUGUUGCUCUCACUAGUGUGAACAUUACAGCCAUUUGGAAGAAGUCAUAGUUCCUUGUUAUAGAAGUUCAUUCCCCGUGUUUUGAAAUAGUGCAGUAUUAGUGACUGUUACCCAUAUAACCAUAAAGUUUUCUAGACCAGCUGUUACGUGCAAAAGGUAAAAGAGUUCGUUAAGCACAUCCAGUCAUCCAGGCUUUUUUCCUGUAAGUUUACACAAUUUGUGCAUUUGUUUUAUAGAAAUGACACUUAAUAAAACAAAACAACAAC
This is a messenger RNA of Coturnix japonica (Japanese quail), 2648 nucleotides long. RefSeq names its product leucine rich repeats and WD repeat domain containing 1 (gene LRWD1). Gene Ontology annotation, cellular component: nuclear origin of replication recognition complex. The record is from RefSeq and is a predicted model, not a curated record. Gene Ontology annotation, biological process: establishment of protein localization to chromatin; chromatin organization. Lineage: Eukaryota; Metazoa; Chordata; Aves; Galliformes; Phasianidae. Gene Ontology annotation, molecular function: protein binding; chromatin binding.